UUUUUUAAAAAAAAUCCCCUGCUUAGGAUCACCGGCGUGCUCCACCAUGUCAGACACAGCCGUGGACACCAGCUCCGAGAUCACCACCAAGGACUUAAAGGAGAAGAAGGAAGUUGUGGAGGAGGCAGAGAAUGGAAGAGAUGCACCUGCGAAUGGAAAUGCUAAUGAGGAAAAUGGGGAGCCGGAGGCUGACAAUGAGGUAGAUGAAGAAGAGGAAGAAGGAGGGGAGGAGGAGGAAGAGGAAGAGGAAGGUGAUGGUGAGGAAGAGGAUGGAGAUGAAGAUGAGGAGGCUGAGGCAGCUACAGGUAAACGGGCAGCUGAAGAUGAUGAGGAUGCCGAUGUUGACACCAAGAAGCAGAAGACUGAUGAAGAUGACUAGACAGCAAAAAAAGGAAAAGUUAAAGGCCUGCGUGACCUAUUCACCCUCCACUUCCCGUCUCAGAAUCUAAACGUGGUCACCUUCGAGUAGAGACUCCCGCCCGCCUGCCCA
Molecule: messenger RNA, 490 nt
Organism: Eptesicus fuscus (big brown bat)
Lineage: Eukaryota; Metazoa; Chordata; Mammalia; Chiroptera; Vespertilionidae
Product: prothymosin alpha-like
Exons: 1
Coding region: 47-379 (110 amino acids)
Biological process (GO): positive regulation of transcription by RNA polymerase II; negative regulation of apoptotic process
Cellular component (GO): nucleus
Molecular function (GO): histone binding
Source: RefSeq, a predicted model, not a curated record